AUGCAGCAAGAUCUCAGGAAGCUCCCAGGCUUCCACGAGGUGUCCUCGAACCAAUGGCCGGCGCUGUUCAAAGCAAAGAUCGACCAGUGCAAUGUCAUAUUUGACUUUACCGAUAUAACUUGUGAUGUCAAGUCCAAAGACAUCAAGCGACUUGCCUUGUAUGAGCUAAGGGACCACGUUGCUAGCAAAGAGCAUGUCCUAGCAAACUCCAUCUACAAGCAAGUCGUCGACAUGUUCGGCAGAAACGUUUUUCGAACAAUACAGCCACCAACAUACCGCCAGCCCGAACUCUUCGAUAUUGAGGACGAGCCAACUCUGGAGGUUGCUUGGCCACACAUUAAGGCAGUAUAUGAAUUAUUCCUGGGGGUCAUGGAGAGUCAUGAUUUCGACAUCAAGACGGCUAGGGCGUACAUCGACCAAAACUUCGUGCUCCAGCUCUUGCAACUUUUUGAUUCUGAAGAUCCCCGUGAGCGAGGUUUGUUAAAGGCCACGCUCCAUCGCAUAUAUGACAGGUUCCUCAGCCUACGAUGCUUCAUCCGACAAUCCAUCAACCAGAUGCUCCUUCAGUUUAUCUACGAAUCCGAGAGGUUCAACGGUGUUGCUGAAUUUCUCGAAAUCCUUGGCACCAUCAUAUACGACCUCGUCAUGCCUUUGAACGAGGAGUAUAAAACCGUCCUAACCCGCGUUUUGCUACCACUGCACAAGCCUACGAUACUUAGUAAGUACCAUCCGCAGCUUGUUUCCUGCGUCGUGCAAUUCCUAGAAAAGGAUACAUCGGUCACUGAAGAGGUGGUCCGGGGGCUGUUGCACUACUGGCCAAAGGUCGACAGUGCCAAGGAGGUGAUAUUCUUAUAUGAGGUCGAAGACAUCUUGGAAGUCAUAGAUCGUGCCGAAUUUGUGAAGGUCCAGGAGCCUCUUUUCAGGCAAUUUGCUAAAUCUGUCACUAGUCCUCAUUCCCAGGUGGCUGAGAAAGCACUGAGCUUCUGGAAUACAGAGCAGUUCCGCAACCUCGUAAGACCAAAUGUAGAGGUCAUCCUACCAAUCAUGUUCGACCCUCUGUACGGGAACUUCAGUUGCCAUUGGAACAGGUACCAGGCCCGUCUGUCGCCAGCUGGAUCACUAGUAACACCAUUUAGGGCGGUCCAACGCCAGAUGUACUAUGUCAUGGAAUUUCUCGUGGACACCAACCCACGACUGUUUGACAGCUGCAUGAAUCAAUAUCCAGCAGAACGAGAAAAUGUGGCAGCACGAGAAGCACUGCGUAAACUUAGGUGGGCAGGCUUGCAGGAAAAAGCGAAUCAGCGAAUAUCGGCUAGUACGGCCCAGUCCCACUUGCUGGAAAGCUCGACCGAGGAGCAAUAG
Molecule: messenger RNA, 1362 nt
Organism: Pochonia chlamydosporia 170
Lineage: Eukaryota; Fungi; Ascomycota; Sordariomycetes; Hypocreales; Clavicipitaceae
Product: serine/threonine protein phosphatase 2A
Exons: 2
Coding region: 1-1362 (453 amino acids)
Biological process (GO): signal transduction
Cellular component (GO): protein phosphatase type 2A complex
Molecular function (GO): protein phosphatase regulator activity
Source: RefSeq, a predicted model, not a curated record